ACGCGCAGAAUUGCAGUUCUUGUAGCAGUGGAUGACAAAUGAAGCCAUUAUGAACAUGGAUCUAUGCUUAAAACCUCUUUAUGUAUGACCCUACCGCUGGCUUUGCUCCAGACCCUCUACCAGGGCACGGUACUCUGCUCAUCCGCCUGCUAUUAGGGUCAGACUGCGCCUAAAAGUGUCUAAAAGUGUGCGUCAAAGCGCCGAGGAGGAGGCGGGCGUGAUGGCGCGGGAGCUUCAAACAACAACGCACAGAGAAGGGGCUAGUUAAGAUUUAGGUGCUUGUCGUGUUAGGUAAAAGCCCAACGAGAUGAAAAGAAAAGAGGUGAAAGUCGUUCAACUCAGCCCCAACGAGGAGGCGCAGCUGAUCCGAGAGGAGCUGGCGAGGAGGAGGAUACUGCGCAUUCAACAGGUCCGGGAGCAGCAGAGACUCAUCGCCCGCGGUGUCCGACAGAACGUGGAGCAGAGGAGGCAGGAGGAGCUGGCUCUUCUAGAGGAGGAGCUCCGAGCUCAGUGGGAGCAGCAGCAGAGGGAGCGUGUGCACCGGCUCCACACGCUCUACCAGGAGAACCUCAACCUGCUGGGCCAGGGACACCGCAACGCCAAGGAAAAUGAAACAGACGUGGGUGCCUUACUGCAGCAGAAGCUUGAGAAUGACAGUAAAGCCGAGGAGCGCUAUCGCAAAGCUCUGAAGGAACUGCAGCUCCAGAGACUCAAGAACCAGGAGAACCAGAGCCGAUAUGCUGAUGCUCGGAGGAAGGCUCUGCAGGUGGAGAAGAUCAGAGCUGCUAAAGUGGCCAGUCUUCCUCUGCCCUCCUCUCAGCUCCUGCAGACACAGGAAGUGGCCUCUAAACCUCAGCAUGUGGUCAGAUGUGAUGCCAGUUCCUUUGCAGCCACACACUACCACAUGCCUGACACGUUGGUGGACAAGGAGACGGUCAGCUCACAGCCUAGUGCGUGUGCAGAGGCUGAGCUGGAAGUGCAGAGGAUGGACCUGAUGAGGAGAGAGAAGGAACGGAGGAGGGAGGAGCAGCAGGAGAAGGCUCGUCUCAGAGGGAAGGAGGCUCUCAAGAGGGAGCAGCUGCAGCAGGACCACGGGCGCCUGUUGAGUGAGCUGGAGCACCUGCAGCAGACAGACCUUCUGAGGAGGAGGCAGAGGGUGGGGGACAUGCCCAGGCAGAUCUUUGAGCCGCUCUACAGGAGGCGGGAGGCCGAGCUGGAGCUGCAGAGGGACAUGGAGUUCGCCUUUGAGGACAUGUACAGCGGAGAGAGAAGGGUGAAAGGAGACCUGCUGUGUGGCCUCCUCCCAGAGCCUCUGCCCCCUCGCUCCACAGACAGUCCCUGCCCCGACCUGGACGUCACCUCCAUCGACCAGUGUGAGGAAGAACAGGAGGACACGGGGUCAAACGCACACCACGGCAACGCAGGCUCCGGUGAGGGAGACUCUGUAGGCUCAGCGCUGUCGAAACCAGCGGACGCCCUGGACGCUGUGGACAAACCAGCCCACGGGAGACGCGGGCUGAAGAGACUGUUACACCGCAUCCAGACACAGAGGCAGCGCUGGAGCCAGAGUGAUGGAGCUCCCCCCUCCUCCCCCCCCUCCUCCCCCUCUGCCCUCCCCUCUCACCCUCCUCCCUCUGGCUCCCCCUCUGAGGAGCACAGCAGCCUGGACACCGGCCCGCUAACUGCAGAGGACAAACUAUCUAAAGCCGAUGUGGAAGAUUCAGCCACUUCUGCCAGACUCAUCCAGGAAUUAGAGGAGCAGAAGAAAAAGGAGGAGGAGCUGGAGCGGGAGAGGCAGGAGCAGGUGCAGAUCCUGGAGCAGCUGGAGAGGCAGAGGCUGAAGCUGGAGCAGAGGCUGAGUGAGGCCCAGAAGAGUGAGGCCCAGAAGAGUGAGGCCCAGAAGAGUGAGGCCCAGAAGAGUGAGGCCCAGAAGAGUGAGGCCCAGAAGAGUGAGGCCCAGAAGAGUGAGGCCCAGAAGAGUGAGGCCCAGAAGAGUGAGGCCCAGAAGAGUGUGCCCUCUGAGGCUACGGAAAGCAAGUCAGUGCCUGAGAAUGUGAACCACAGCCGGACGAUGGAGGAACACAGACAACGGCUGCUCCAACAAAACGAGGUCCAUCAGAGAUCUGUGCAAGUGGCUCGUCAGCGUUUGGAGGAAUACCAAAAAGCUUUAAGAAUCCGAUACAACAUGGCUGCUGCUGUUUCCACACCUGCCACUGCCCCUGUCACUGUCCUUCAACCUGUCACUGCCCCUUCUGCUGCUUUUGGCCCUUCUGCUCUACAUCCUUCUGUGGUUGCUCCUAGUCCCCCAUCUGCUGUUCCUCCCGCGGCUGUUCCUCCCGUGGCUGUUCGUUUUACUCCUGCUCCUCCCCCUGCUUUCUCACAUUCGGCUGCUGCUCCUGGUGCCGUCCCUCCCACUGUUGUUUCUCUUUCUGCUCUCCGCCCUACCGCUGUUGCCUCUACGUCGGUUCCCCCCUCUGCUAUUGCCUUUGCUCCCAUCCCUCCUCCUGCUUUCUUACCUGCCCACCCCUCUGCUCCUCUGGCUGUUGGUCAUCCACUCCCUCCGACGUGUCCCCAAACUGGAGAAAAGCCCCAGGUUACUAUGGAAAGUACAUUGCGACCCAUGCGUCCUUCUGGCUCGGAUGCGGACUCAAAGACAGUGUCUGAUAGCGUGACUCUCCAGAAGCAUGCUGCCUUUUUAAAGUUUAUUCAGAACAGACUGGGUUUGACAAAGAGCCAACAGCAAACGGACAUCUCCCACACGGACUCAACGGUAACAAUUCCAAGUCCGGUUGUCUCAUUGGCAACGGGUUCUACUCCGGUUGUCUCCACGGCCACGGGUCAUAGUUCAGGUGUCACAGUGGCAACAGGUCCGAGAUCACUUGUCACCGUGCAAACAGGCCCUAGCCCGGCUGUCUCCAUGGCAACAGGUCCCAGUGCAGUUAUCUCCUUACUAACGGGUUCAAGUCCAGUUGUAUCCACGGCCCUGGAUCUUAGGUCUGAUGUCACCAUGGCAACACAUCCUAGAUCAGUUGUCACUAUGAAAUCUGGUCCUAGUCCCAUUGUCCCCAUGGUAACACGUCCUAGUCCUGUUGUCGCCAUGGUAACACGUCCUAGUCCUGUUGUCGCCAUGGUAACACAUCCUAGUCCUGUUGUCUCCAUGGUCACAUGUCCUAGUCCUGUUGUCUCCAUGGUAACACGUCCUAGUCCUGUUGUCUCCAUGGUAACGCGUCCUAGUCCAGUUUUCACUAUGGCAACAGGUCCUAGUCCAGUUGUCUCCACGGCAACAAUUGCUGGUCCACUGGAUUCCACGGUGGGUCCCAGUGGAGUUGUCUCUAUGGGGUUGGGUUUAGCGAGUCCUAGUCCAGACACUUCCACAGGGACACCUCAUCCACCUGUCUCUUGGGGGAGCGGAGGAGGCAGAGAGAGACCUGAGUUUCGGGACGUCCACAUUCCUGAAGCACAGCCACAGGAAGUGGAAGCUCCAACACUGGAGCUGCGACAGCCUAAACAGCAGGAGCAGGAUUCUCAGGCACGCUCCACCCUGCUCCAGACUCUCCUCAAAGCUCUGGAGCGAUCGAGUUUAGGAACAUCUCAAAACCAAAGCCUUCAAGCCUCUUCUUCAGGUUCCAGAGGUGGAUCUCCUGGCUGUCCCUCUGUAGUGUCCAUACCCCCAGCAGCACCCCCAAAGCCCCCUGUGUCCAGAGCCAGGCUGGGCUGUGUGGACACACCAUUCCACCAGCUCAGCAUGAUACAGGAGGUCACCACACCGGCCAGUCUGAGCUUACUCACAGGUGAUGAUACAGCGACAGCAGAGGACUUUCAGGAGAUGAAGCCGUCUGACUCCCCGAGCUGCUCCCUGUCUGAUUUUGCACACCACAUGGACUCGGUGCAGUCACUGGACUUUGGGAGUGGAGCAGACUUCUCGGGUUCUUCCGUGCUCACCUCCCAACACUCAGCUCAGGCCGACAGCAGAGCUCAGGCUUGCCUCUCCAGCACCCUCUCCACUGGAAGCUACAUCACCACAGACCCAGAGCUGCACUCUCAACCUGACAGUGAGCGUGUGCAGAGUUCGGGCUCCUCUCCACCUCAGCCAAAGAGCCGAGAGCAGGAGAACUUGGACCAAAUACUCACAACAGGGUCUCCUCAGUUUGCUCCAGGGGAGACAGGAGCCACUGUCCCCGCCGAAGAGGCCUCUGCAUGGGGUACGAGGUACGGGUAUGAGGGCGAGGACUCUUUCCGGCCUCUGGAGGGUGAGCUGUCGGAGCAGUCCUUGUGCCCGGCAGAGGAGGAGAGCCACGGCCUGGAGCCACUGCUGGGACACCCGUCUGCACACUCCUCUGUGAUUGGACAGAUGCCUGACUCCUCGCACCUGGCCGGAUGGGACAGUUCCAUGAGCCACUGGAGGGAGGGGCUUUCCUAUAGACCCAGCGGCACUUGGCAGAGCUCGGGGCUGGACUUUAGUCAGGCAGAACGCCCCCUAGAAUGUCCAAAGAACGAGUCCAGCGCUGAAGCUUCUGCAAACUCCGGAUUCCACCAGCUGCAGGCGGAGCUCACGCACAACCAAAUGGAAACCAGUGAGAACGCAGAACCUGCCGCUGCCUCUGAGCCCGCCGCCCCUUCUGAGCCCGCCGCCCCCUCUGAGCCCGCCGCCCCCUCCGAGCCCUGGUCCCCGGAGCACAUGAGAGCGGAGGGGCCCUGCAGCUCUGCCCAACUCUUCCACUGGUCUCCACCUGAAGCGCACAUCUUACCCACUUUAAUGGGUGAGUUGGAGGAGAAGGGCAUUCUGGAGCAGUCUCAGAUCACUUUGGCCAGUUUGACGGACAGCAGCUUUGACGAACAGGAGCCUGGGACAGCAGAGGAGGCGGGGCAUAGGGCUGCACUACUGAGCACACAGAUGUUUAACUCAGACGAGGUGACUGAGAACUGGAGGUGCACUGCAGGAGUCAGUCUGGACGCAGACCCAGAGCAGGAGCCCUCCCUGGUGCACAAGAGUCUGAAAGCUCAGCACUUCCACCAGAAAACUCUCCAGAAGCUACGCGGCAAAGACAUUCCAUCACAUUAGAUUGUACUGGCGGAUUUUAGUAAUACCUGCAAAAACUGAGCACCCUCAAAACACGUAACGCAGUCAUUAAAUAAAGCUUGUCUUGUUGUUGUUUGAUUUUAUUUAAAGAUGAAAUGCCUGGUCCUCUUUGACUGUAGCAUAUUGUUGAUGUGUUUUAUUAUAAACGGUGACAACAUUGGUCAUAUAUAAACAAUUAUUAAAAAGCCAAGCAUUAGUUCACUAAUGGGAUUCAUUAGAAGCAGUAAUUGUUUCAGACUUAAGUGAAUUUGAAACGGGAUCUGAAGUGAGAAAGCUCCUUUUACCCUGUGCCCCGUUUACUCACUAAAUGUUUGCAGCCAUCAUUUUGUACAAAAAUAAACAUCUUAAUUUAUUUUAA
Molecule: messenger RNA, 5438 nt
Organism: Boleophthalmus pectinirostris (great blue-spotted mudskipper)
Lineage: Eukaryota; Metazoa; Chordata; Actinopteri; Gobiiformes; Gobiidae
Gene: cep295
Product: centrosomal protein 295
Exons: 24
Coding region: 308-5062 (1584 amino acids)
Biological process (GO): regulation of centriole replication
Cellular component (GO): centriole; centrosome; cytosol
Source: RefSeq, a predicted model, not a curated record